AUGAACGAUAACAGCGAGCACCUACUACUAUUCUACGAUGCGUAUAAAGACAACAGAAACAAAUGGGGAAUCGGCUUAAAUAAAUUAAACAUCCAUAUAGAAAACUACAAAACAAACAGAACGAAAUUAUUUCUAUAUGCAUUAUGGAACAUCCUCAUUUUUAUAUAUAUGCUUGAGUUUUUCGUGAAUUUAUUUUUUCUUCUUUCUAUGUCACAUGGUAAUAUCGUGAGCAAAAGUAUUCUUUCGUUUUCUCUCUUGGAUUCAAUUUUAGUACUCCUUCUGACAAGCCAAGGAAUACAUGCUUACUCGAAUGACAAAUUGAUAGAACUACACAAGUGCGCCAAGUAUUUUCAUGUCCUGAGCAUUUGGUGCUCCGUCAAAUUGCUCGUCUAUGUCUUUGUCGCGAUUCUGUCCUUUGCAAUCCUUCCCAGUGAGAAGCUUAACCACCUUUUUUACUUUUACGGAACCAAGGGGGUUUACUUUAACUACUUUAUAGAGAUAGUUAUAACUUUCAAUGUGAUCAAGUCCGUGUUAACCUUCUUCACUGGACAAAAAAUUCAGUACAUCUUCAGCUGCAUCAGGACGUCCACCAUCCUAAAGAGCAAAAUUCGCAAAGACCUCGAAAAGCAGUCCUUCCUAUUUGAAGACCACACCUACGGCACAUUCAUGACUGACUGGCGGGAGUGA
Messenger RNA from Plasmodium coatneyi, 687 nucleotides. RefSeq lists its product as uncharacterized. The transcript has 2 exons. The record is from RefSeq and is a predicted model, not a curated record. The coding region runs from base 1 to 687 and encodes 228 amino acids. NCBI's taxonomy places the organism in Eukaryota, Apicomplexa, Aconoidasida, Haemosporida, Plasmodiidae.